CCCCUCCCCCCCCCCAAAAAAAAAAAAAAAAAACCUUGUUCUUUAUUUGUUUCUUAACGUGCGUGCACAUAAUGGUGCAAAAUAUCAAAGCAAGGUUAGAACAGAUUUAUAUUCCAUGCUACCGUCCUUGUUCUCUGCUCCCGCAAUGCUCUUUUCUGUUUUGUAAUAUUGCAUUCGCCGACUUUAUGUAACGGAGUCGCGCAAACGCUAACAAAAACUCAUUUUUUAGUAGUUAUUUAUUUAUUACGCUAACCUGAGUAAGCAAAUCUACUUGGCAAAUUCACAAAGUUUAGAAUCAAACAACGCUCGUGAUGUGAUUUUUUUUUUUUUUUUCGUUUCUCGCUGAUGAGCGCCCAUGAGUGUCGAGGAUGUCAAUUUUAUUUCCCAUUCUUAAGGAGACGCGAGUUGAGUCCGCAUGAACGCAGUAGGUGCUGAUUAUAUGAUAUAGAGACACACCCAUUGUGUAUAAACAGCGCGCAUUCUCCACUGUCCCCUAUAUACCUGCUCGAUUGUAUACAUCCGGCGUAUAUUCCCAAUUCUUCGCAACUUUUUUACGGUGUUAGCGAUGAUUUUUGGUGACGGCCAUAGAUUUGUUACAACGGAAGUAUAUGUUAGUUGGAGCUGUGUUAAAAAAAAUUACAAAUUAAUUAUUGUUGUGUUACUAUAAGGAUAUACAAUAAAUGUCGCCUUGAGCCGCAGUCCCGCUGCUAAUGCGUUAUACAAAAGAUAGCCUGCAGUGUAACGUGUCUUCCUUGUUCUGACGAUGAGCUGUCACAUCGUUCAUACAAAAAAAAAACUAUAUACAUAUGUGUGAAGUAAACAUGUUGAGGCGUGUGAACAGAUAAGUGUGUCAUCGUGUCUGCAACCAACACCGUGUCUUUUGUAUACGAGCAGUUUGAAAGCGGCUGAAAGCCGAGGUCACACUGAUGAUACAUCGUGCAGUCUGCAAACACCAGCCACCACAAUAUCCGUGGUUCGAAUGCCGGGUUUCCAUGUUUCACCCUUGAACUCAUUGCCAUGCGGCAUUCGAAGCGCGGAUCUCGCGGUGACUCGCGUUCGAAUCUGUACGCAGAUUGUCUUUUGUAUGGGGGUAUAACCAGCGUGACCCCGGUUUUACGGUGACAAUGGCUUUGAUGUUUGCAGGUUUUGAAGAUAAUUGUUGUUGUUGUCGUUUUGCUGGUUUUUUUUUUUGUUUUUGGUGGGGGGGGGGGGGGGGGGGGGAGGUACUCCUGCGACAUUAUACGCGGCGGCGAUAUUCCUUCAAACUUGGAUUUCUAUACAAAACUGUGGGACCAAGAUAGCCCCGACGGCAGACCAGUCUAUGCCAAGCUUUCCUCGUCGUAGCCAGUAGUUCCGGGGGCACAACCGUAAUUAAUUUUAUCGCCGUUAUCAUUAUUUCACGAAAAAAAUAACACGUGGUUUUUCUUGAUCUUGCUGUUGUCACUUGUUUGACCGACUUGUGGCCAGGGCGCACACAUGGUAAUUAGUGGACGGCUUCCUCGGCACGGUAAAUGGUGGUGGCGGCGGACAAACUCGUCUCUGCGGAACUGCAGGAACUUCUUCUGUCGACCACUCUGGGUCACUUUCCAGUUCCAGCACGGUCGAUGCGAGAACGGUGACCUCGUGCCGUCCCUUAUCCACUGACGGAUAUCGUAGCCCAGACGAAAAUGGCUAAGUUGAACAGCAGGCAACUGCAGUCACGGUUUAUCAGCUCGUCUUCCUGGAGGUGUAAGGUUAGUUGCUAUUGCUCGUUGGGCAAAUUCUGAUUCUCAGCAACUCAGCUUAUACCUUAUAUAGACCGUAAACUUUCCGGUUUUAACCGAAUAACACCGAUAAACACCCGUCGGUGUCGAAAAUACAAACUCGGUUAUAACAACGAAAAACUCAAUUCCUGAGAAAUGUUUGCUCCAGCUAGGACUGUAUGUGUCAAAAGAUUCCCCUCUUACACUUAACAUUUUAGGGUUUAACGAGAUUGUUUUCGUCGGUCAUCACCGCCUUUAGGGUCCGUUCGAUACACAUACUAACCGAAAUGCACCAAUAUAUAAGCAAGAAACACCAAAAAACUCUUGCCGAUUUUUGUAUAAAUAAACACCGGAAAAUCUGCGGCUUACUUAUAAGGAAUAAUAUUUAUGAAGGUCGUCAUGCACGUAUAUUUCGACGAGAAAAUUAUAUUACCUUUCAAAGUAGCAACACACAGCAAUGUAUGUAUGAAUUGGUUCCGUCAAUGAUAUUCAAAUAGCUUGCUGCAGGAUGCACUCAUGCUUCUGUUGUUGUUUUUUUCCCCUUUUUAAAUUUGUUAUGCUUUUUUUUCUUGCGAGUUUGGGUUGAGUAAUUAAUAAUGCCUGUGCCCGCUUUGUAAACUUAAGAAAACGCAGACGAUUACUAAAUCCAACAACGUUAGCAACGACAAAACAAGAACACGUCUCGAAAGAAUACGCGUACCAACCAACCUGAGCAACGACCGUGAAAGUUCCCAGAAUCCGUUCCAGAAACGAAAACAACUCCGUCCCAAACCGCCAAACAAUCGAAGCCAUUCAUCUCCGGUCGACGACAGCCCUGCCGCGGAAUCCCGAAAAUUCCUCUACCAGCUCUUCUCCUUUCGCAAACCCGCUCCAGCAACGAGAUAUGACGGCAACAUCGAACAGCUGUGCGCCUGGCGUCAGCCGAGCCAACAAUGCAGUCGUCGCCCAAGCAAACAUUUGCCGAGAGUAGGAAAAUGGCGCUUCUCCGCAUCGCACGGGCGAGAGGAAACGCGCUCGACCAAUCAGCGCCGUCCCGUCCGCUCCCGCUCUCCGCGUACCUAGCAGACGACGUUCGCGUAGCAGACGACUGCGCGUUGCACUGCAGCGCUGGCACGCGCCGCGCGCAGACUACAACGGUUGCACAGCUGUGGGGGCCCGCAACCAAGCAAGGUGAAGGCCGGCACCGACGAACGACGGAUCCCGCCGUUCGCGACGACUACGACAGCUUUCCCAUGAUUCCACGGCGUCGCGCCACAACGUCAUGACGCAGCGGGAAGCUCCGAGGCCGGAGUCGGGCCUGUACACCGGCGGCCACGCCGCGCAGCAGGAUGACGAGCAAACAAUCGUCAGGUUGGGUUCGUCGUCGUCGCUGUGCGAAGAAGACUCCGACUCCGGGAGCUGGUGGUCGUACCCGUCCGAGUGCGGAUCCGUCGUCGACGUGAACCGGGUGGUGUCGUUCGCCCUGCAUGCCACCGACGAUCUCGACUCUCUGCGAAGCUGCUUCGCGUCGCUGGAAGGCGACGUGGUGCCGCAGAGUGUGCCCUCGCCGAAGCAGCAACAUCAGCAGAGAUCGCCGGACUAUCGAGACUCGCGGCCGGCGAACGCGCGGAGUGGCGUCGGUGACACGUUGGAUAACGGCUGCAUCACGGAGACGGCCAAACCGCCUGGAAUACCCGCUGACCAGGUGAGGACGGCUCUCGGUCAAAUCAACCGCGCUAAUCUGAACCCCACCAAGACGUUCCGCAAAAGUUCCCUGGUCGGAGCAGACGAUCGCCGGCCGCCGUCCGCAGUGCCAUCUAUCGAACGGCACGUCACCUUCAAAGACCUCUCGUCACCGUCAUCUGGUAGUGACGAAGAACACUACGAGAGGAAGCCGCCCCAAUACCGAAAUCGAAACCAUUCGGUUCCGGCGGGUUGCCAUGGCGUCGGCGAGGAAAAACAAGCGUUCGUCGACAACGGCGACGUCGCUGCCGUUGCGGGAGAAGCCGACCUGGACGAUUCGGGCUACCUAGACGGGGACAGCACAUCGAGUUCGAGCGACGUCUCGCCGCCCAGCAGUCUCGGCUGGGAGAGCGGGAUUCACACGACUGCAACUCGAAAGGCGGGAGGAGUCCGCGACAGUCGCGGCGUCGGGCAGCGAUGCCCGGGCGACCAUCGCGGCAACGACCUCUUCGAGCCUGAGCCACCGAAACGACCGGACGACAGCAACCAGACGGAUGGGAAGCAAGCCAUGAACGGAUUUUACGGCCAAAACAACGCCGUGCCUUCGGCGCACGCUUUCGUCCACACCGAGAUCAGCGUGUGCGAGAGCGUGCGGCGGGAAGACAGUUACGAGUACUACCGCAACGGGACCCGAGUCGCCAAGCUCAACAACGUCAACCAGACAUCGUGGAGUGAAUCGAGUUGCACGGAUUCCAGCGAGGUGUGUACGCCGCUCGAGAAACCGACCCAUUUGGAGCAGACCGCCGUAUCCGCGCCCGGCCAAAACAAGAACUCGGCGCGUGCGCCAGAAGCGGCAGACGACACGAGCGAUGGCGCACGCCACCAACAUCAUCAUCAUCAAUCCGCGCCGCCCAGGCGAGUGCUGCCAUCUGUGGACGAGGUACAGAAGCGCCAACAGAAUGUGCCGCCAUCUGUCGAAGUGUCUAGAAAGCAUCAGCAGGAAGCUUCGGGCGUCCUCCCGAAGCGCCAAUCCGCGCCUCGGGAAAGUGGGAAGUCGAAGAAAGAGAACAACGGAGGCAACGCCUGGAAUGCCGACGGCGCCAGAACAACAACCAGAGCGACGAAAGGUGACGUCGCGUACGAGCAUUGGCGGCACAUCCCAGCGCGCGACGUGCGCGACGAAGGCACUUCUUGCGACUUGGAAGAAGGCGACGACGCUGACGACUACGACUCCGAGAGCGAAGACAGCGGUGACGCUCCAUCCUCGCCGUCCAGGGAUGAGCUCCGAGAGUGCGCCGACCGCGCCGACGCGCGUGCCGGUACAGUGAGCGCGACGGCCACUUCGAGGGCAGUCGCCCGGUCGAGACCCGGCGGGGGGACAGCGUCGGAACCUGCGAGCCGUGCGUCCGCGCUGGCGUCGGUGCGUGCCCAAGCAAGGGACCCUUUCCUCGCGCUCGCCGUGGCGACGGCCAAGGCGGCCACAACGGCGAGCGCGGAGGCGUCCCGAGAGAUCUACGCCGGCUGCAAGCCCUUCUCCGCGGCACCAGAUUUGGACGUCUUCGUAAGAACCGCCUGCUCCGUCGGAGGCGGCGAAUCUGCCGCGCUGCUCGCCGACCGCGCCAAGCAAGCCCGAGACAUGCCGGACUCCGGUUACAUCGCCGUGUCUUCGCCGUACAAAGUGUCUUCGGUGCGGGCCGACGUACAUCUGCCGACGCCCGUCCGCUACAAGGAGUUCUCCUCGCUGCAACUCGGCGGCGCCGCGUCGCAGCCCGGGGUGACGACCGCGACCAACGGCCACGGCGAACUGGCCAGGGAACCACUUCCCUGCGAGCAACGCUUCCUGCACGUGCACUCGGACGUGCUUCCCACACGGGAGGACCGCUCGCCGCCGACGCCGCCCCCGCGCUACACUCCGUCCCCCGUGCUCCGCGAGGACCGCGUCCGCCUGCUUCGUACUCCAGUGAAGAGCACGCCCGUCCUGGUAGACUCCCUCCCCGACUCCGACGACUGUGACGUCGCCGCUGCCGCCGCGCCCUGCCCGCCCGUGCCGCCGCCCAGAAAUCCGCACAAUGGGAUACUCAGAAUGACCAAGAGGCCGGCGACUCUGCCUGUCAACGGAGAAGCGACCGUGUACCGCAAGCCACCGCUGCCCCAGCAACCUUUGCAACAACAACACCAUCGAUUGCUGCGUCCGCCGCCUCCGCCAGUGAGACAACGGUCGCCGCCUGCUGACCCCGCCGAACACCUGGAACGCAUCACCGGCUACCACACGGCCCGCCGUCUGGCGCAGGCGCUGCCCAAGCCGCAGGUGGUGCUGCCGGACCAGCCCUACUCGCACCCGGGCGGACGCCUGGUGUCCUCGCGGCGCCGCUUCUUCGAGAACCUCCAGCGACAGGUCGUGGCGGCCGCCGACCCCGACGCCGACUCUCCGUCCGAGCGCCUGUUGGGUUUCCAGGCAAGCGCCCAGGCGGCGCGGGAGAGCCUCGCCAAGAGUUCGCCGGACUUGGCCGCGCUCGAGGCCGACGCGUUUCGGCGCAGCCGCAACCGUCCCGAUCGAUACCCUCCCGUGCCGUACUCGGAUGCGACGCCCCCGUCCCCCGCAGUGCCGAGGUCGCCCGCAGUCCCGCCGGAGAGCUUCAGCCGGCUCGUGGAAGAGACCCGGAACCGAUACUUCCUGCGCAGCGGUCGCCGCCCGCGCGGUUCUCCGGGUCAAGAUGAACGGCGCCGCAGCAAGAGCCUGGGCUACCUCGAGACGGACGUGGACACCCUCCAGUGUCGCCAGGUGAAGCGACCGCAGGACCCGCAUACUCUCGCGGACCCCGCCUUCCCCGACUACUCCGAAGAAGAGCCCGCUCGAGCCGAUUCCCCGCUGUCACGAGCCCGAAGCAUGGACCGCUUCCUCGACGACGAGGUGAACGCGGGCCUCGGAGAACGAGCCAAGUCGGAGCACGAACUCCGCGUGGAACGCUCGCUGCAGAAGCUCCAGCUACCCGACUGGUACAAGAGGCACUCCCGACCCGCAGAAACCGGUUUCCUGCGGUCGCGACGCGGGUCGACGGCGUCAACGACGUCUACAGGCCGCCCAGCGUGGCAGGGCUUGGGCAGCAGGACACCGUCGGCGGCCAGCCUCGCUGCGACGUCGGCCUCGGCACCGACCACCAACGCGACCAACGCCCGCAACCUCGUCAUCCCCAAGCGUGUGACGGCCCCGGACUGGCGGUGCUGGCACGCGUCGCGCGAGUCCCUCAGCUCCGGAUGCGCGUCGCCUCACGACGGUUCGCUGAGCCGCUGGGGAAGCGUGAGCAGCGCGCCCGCAGCCGCCUGGUCCUACCGAUCCUUCCGACAGCCGUACCUGGGCUGGAGGGCGACGCCCUCGACGGGAACCACGACCCCGAUGUCGACGGGAAGCCGACCCGUGUCCCCGGGGGCGUCCUUGUGGACGCCUCCUCCUUCGCAUCCUCCGCAGCAGCAGUCAGAGACGUCGGAAGUCGAGGCCGUGGGGAGUGUCCUGCGUUCGUCUCCUCAUCCUCCGCCGUGCAGCAUCCCUCGGGACCGGUACUCUUACGUGCAGGGUAUCUACGGGGACGGUGGUGGGUGGAACGACGAACACGACUCGGUGCAGCAAGAGCAGGAUGAUGCGUGUACUUCGUCUUCGAUGCGGCAGCACCGUCAGUUAGAUCAGCAGCGUCAGGAAGUGGUGGUGAGUGAUGCCAGACCGGCCGUCUGGAUGGAAUCUUCGUUCGUUGGAGCCAAGCCUGGUUCGAGUACGGCGGGUUCGCCGGCCUCUUCCGCUGCCGCGUUAGGUGAGUACGUCCGUAGUGUGGGCAUCACGCUGUAGGCCCAACGUUUUCGGACCAAAAGGGAUACCAAAAGUUCGUGUGGCCGCGUAGUCUUUGACCGAAAGGGAUGAUGCGUGGUCUCCUUGUGAGUGUCAUGGCGGCGGAGAAACGGUGACCGUCUGCUUGCUUGUCGUCUGCAAAUGCCGAGUUGUCUUCCGCUGGAGCGUCUUUGUCGAGUUGAAAACACAGGAAAGGGUAGUCUUUCUAUAUAAUUUUUUUUUUUGUCAGUCUCUGACUGACAUUUGGGAGCUCUUCAGCAAGAUGUUGCUCUUUCAGCCGUGCGAAUUUUCGCCUUCCUGGUCGCAUUUUACUCGCGUAACCAUGCGUCUCGGCUGAACAGUUCUUUUUGCGGUUAUUUACAUUAUACGAAUCCAUGAAGAGAGAGAGAGAGAAACGAACUAUGAUAGUCUCGUUCGUUUACAUGGCCAAAAAAAAGCAAGAAACCUGACUUAUUUUUUCUUCCUUUUAUAUUUCAAUACGUAGUUGAGUUAAAAGCUCUUGCUCUCCGCUCUAAGUUCUUCCCAGUUUGGCUUGGUACCUGCCGCAAUCCGUGGAACACGCGCUGAACUGCUCGUUUUACGUUGUUCUUUGUCUGCCAAAGAAACCCUCCUACUGUUUGUGUUUGCACUGUCUUUGUUCCUGCCCCUCCGUGUACAUACAAACCAUAUCCGCUGUUGGCGUAAUUUAUUGACGCUUUAUAGACUGCAGAGCGAGAUACGUUACGCAGGCUUUCCUAAACCACUUCCUUCCUCUCCAAAGCUUUUUUUUUUUUAUCAUUAUUACUUUAGCUCUUGAGAAUAUGUAGCCAUUUGUUCGAUGGUUUUUAACGUUGAAAAAAAAAAAAGAAAAAAAGAAAUCAAAACUAUAAUAAGAGUGUUGAAGGUCGAGGUUCGACGCAACCAAAGGAAUUACAAUGAUGAAUGCCGACGCCGGCUUCGGUCCAGCAUGCACUCGUGACAAAGCGUUGAAAGCAGACGAAAAACAAAAUGAAGAACGGGAAACGUGGUAGCCUUAUAAAUGCAACGGCGCUUGUUUAAAAAAAGAAAGACGCGCAGCUGCUGUUACAUUACACACUCUUUCCAUUGUGUUGUUUGUUGAAUCUCUUUGAUAGUUUGAUUGUUGUUCGUCGUUGACUGCGUAUAUACAUAGGUAUGUUUGUUUACGUCGAUCAUCCUCACGCGGCAUGCUGCUGUCGCUCUUUGUGUUUGUGACAGGGAAACCUUUUUCUGUUUUUUAUGCGGGUGAAUUUUCCGCAGAGUGCUUUCUUCCGCGCGUGCGUUUGUGUGUGAAUGUCUGUUGGUUGGUUUGCGUGCGUUUUCAACCUCCCCUUAUUAGAUUCCCACCGUCCCCUCUACGCUACUGUGCGGCUGUGUUGACGACGACCUUGCUCAUUGUUGUCUACCUUUGGCUCCCCGCUUGCGAGAGAAAGAGAAAAAAUAUAUAUAGUAGUGCUGCUAGUUCUGCUCAUUUGUACCGUGGGUGUGUAUAUUAAGGAGAAAAGAAUAAAUAAAAGCCAUAUUUGCCCCCCUUUU
Molecule: messenger RNA, 8775 nt
Organism: Ixodes scapularis (black-legged tick)
Lineage: Eukaryota; Metazoa; Arthropoda; Arachnida; Ixodida; Ixodidae
Exons: 1
Coding region: 3004-7242 (1412 amino acids)
Source: RefSeq, a predicted model, not a curated record